Messenger RNA from Homarus americanus (American lobster), 1380 nucleotides. Its product is annotated as glycine-rich cell wall structural protein 1-like. NCBI's taxonomy places the organism in Eukaryota, Metazoa, Arthropoda, Malacostraca, Decapoda, Nephropidae. The transcript is spliced from 4 exons. The record is from RefSeq and is a predicted model, not a curated record. Bases 1 to 1380 code for a protein of 459 amino acids.
AUGUCUCAGCGUGUCAGCCAUGAUGGAUGGUGGUUCUUCUACUCCACACACCAAGAUGGACUUGAUGACCAUACUGGCCCUGAUGACCAUAUUGGUCCUGGUGACCAUAGUGGCCCUCCUGACCAUAGUGGCCCUGCUAACUAUAGUGGCCCUCCUGACCAUCGUGACCGUGCUGACUAUAGUGGCCCUAGUGUACCAGAGUGGCCCUGGUGGUCCUUCAGUGGUUCUCUAGGUGGUCCUCUAGGUGGUCCUCCAGGUGGUCCUCUAGGUGGUCCUCUAGGUGGUCCUCCAGGUGGUCCUCUAGGUGGUCCUCCCGGUGGUUCUCUAGGUGGUCGUUCAGUGGUUCUCCUGCGUGGUCCUCCAGGUGGUCCUCCAGGUCAGGCCUCCCAGGUGGUCCUCAGGUAUAAUGGUGGAGAUAUUAAUGGUGGAGAUAUUAAUGGUGGAGAUAUUAAUGGUGGAGAUAGUAAUGGUGGAGAUAGUAAUGGUGGAGAUAGUAAUGGUGGAUAUAGUAAUGGUGGAGAUAUUAAUGGUGGAGAUAUUAAUGGUGGAUAUAUUAAUGGUGGAGAUAUUAAUGGUGGAGAUAUUAAUGGUGGAGAUAUUAAUGGUGGAUAUAUUAAUGGUGGAGAUAGUAAUGGUGGAGAUAGUAAUGGUGGAGAUAUUAAUGGUGGAGAUAUUAAUGGUGGAGAUAGUAAUGGUGGAGAUAGUAAUGGUGGAGAUAGUAAUGGUGGAGAUAGUAAUGGUGGAGAUAGUAAUGGUAUUAAUGGUGGAGAUAUUAAUGGUGGAGAUAUUAAUGGUGGAGAUAGUAAUGGUGGAGAUAGUAAUGGUGGAGAUAGUAAUGGUAUAGUAAUGGUGGAGAUAUUAAUGGGUGGAGAUAUUAAUGGUGGAGAUAGUAAUAUAUGUAAUGGUGGAGAUAGUAAUGGUGGAGAUAUUAAUGGUGGAGAUAUUAAUGGUGGAUAUAUUAAUGGUGGAGAUAUUAAUGGUGGAGAUAGUAAUGGUGGAUAUAUUAAUGGCGGAGAUAGUAAUGGUGGAGAUAUUAAUGGUGGAGAUAGUAAUGGUGGAGAUAUUAAUGGUGGAUAUAUUAAUGGCGGAGAUAGUAAUGGUGGAGAUAUUAAUGGUGGAGAUAUUAUUGGUGGAGAUAUUAAUGGUGAAGAUAGUAAUGGUGGAGAUAUUAAUGGUGGAUAUAUUAAUGGUGGAGAUAGUAAUGGUGGAGAUAUAAUUGGUGGAGAUAGUAAUGGUGGAGAUAUUAUUGGUGGACAUAGUAAUGGUGGAGAUAUUAUUGGUGGAGAUAGUAAUGGUGGAGAUAGUAAUGGUGGAGAUAAUAAUGGUGGAGAUAGUAAUGGUGGAGAUAUUAGUGGUGGAGAUAGUAAUGGUGGAGACUGA